AUGACAAUAGUUACUACUGACGUUGAUUUUUUUCGGGAUAUAUCCAAACUUCCCUCCGAAAUCAUUGUCAUAAUUAUUGGUUAUUUGCCAAAAUGUAUGUUACCACAAUUAUUGUAUUUUCAACCCAUUCAAAAAGAAGUGGCUUUUAUAAUUUUAUUAGAUGUAAAUAUUACUGAAAGAAAAAGACACAAAGGAAGUGAAACACCCCAUGUUGGCUACUCCGAAUGUGACUGCAAUCGGUUCAAAAUUGAACUUAAUAAUUUGAAGAAAGGCAUUGCUCAAUGGAAUGUAUACCCGAGAGCAAUUCAUAUGGACGACAAAUUUGUAUUUAGGGAUGUUUUGGAUACUUUCCCUAGGCUUUUAAAGGAAACUCUGAGUAUUAAUGGUACUCUUUCUCAGUGUGAAGGUAUAAAAGCAGAAGCAUUGCUCAAUUUAUUUUUCAAUACUAAUCUUAGGUUUGAUUCUAUGCAAUUGAAUGGUCUCUGGGACCCAGCUACAUUACCCUCUGUUGCCACAAGCAUUCGAUUAUUUCAUACCACAUUGAACAGUUAUGUGAUUCCUGGUGUAAAAAAGUUGGACAUGGAAAUGUAUUCUAAUACUAGGGAAAGUCAAACAUAUACUUUUUCACCUGACUUAGAAGACUUACGUAUUGAUUUCAACUUCACGAUUCAAGUGACUUUGCCUCCAAAUUUGCAAAAAUUAUGUAUCACAACUUCAUUGGAUUCUGCGAAUUUUGUGUCCCCAGAAUUAGUCAGGUUAGAGUAUUUACAGCUUCAGUUGAAAAAUAUUCAAUCUUUUGAUGAAACCGGAAUAAUUGCUCCUAAUUUAAAAAUUCUCGACUUAACAGGGUGUUUUAAAAUGUCCAAUUUCAAUGGGUUGAAGCAGUUCCAAAGAUUGAAGCGUCUUCGUUUGAAAUAUUGUGUUUAUCCAGUUGGUUUAUUUGAAGAAUGUUCAUUUAAUGAGCUAGAAAGUUUUGAGUACAUUGGAAAAGGCUUUCCAGUUUCGUGUGAUGUCAGUUGUUCAAGGUUGACUAUUCCUUCCAAUUUGAAACUGUUACUGAUCAAAAAUAUUGGAAAUAUGAAUGUUGAUUUGAGGACCCUAGUGUUUCCAGCAAAAUUGACGCGAUUAGAACUUGUGGACCUAUCCUUUAAUGAUGGUUACUUUCAUUUAGGAGAGAAUUUGCAAUAUGUUCACAUUGAGACAUCCACACUUAGAUUUGAUAGCAGCUUCAAAAUUCCUCAUUUGGCUGGAGAAUUAAUAUUAGAAGCUGAUUAUUUAAGUUUUGACAGCCCGGAAUUUAUGUAUCAUUUGCCGAAUAGUCUAACGCGGUUGCAGUUGAUUGCAAACAAACAGGGGAAAAUGGGUCCUUUUAUCCGAAAAAUUAAAUGGCCCUUGGUAUUAGGUGAUUUUGCUUUCAAAAAUUUUAGUAUAGAUUAUCACACAUUGGAGUUGUUGAAUUUAAAAGAAUCCAGACUUGAAGUAAUUUAUAUUCGUGGAGGUAAUAUCAAGAAGUUAAAUGUAGAUCUAUUUCCAGUUAGUGUUAAAAAUUUAACUUUAAUGGAAAUGGGAAUCCAUGAACUACCUGCUUCAUUUAAAAGAUUGAAUAAUUUACGACAGUUGUCACUAAUGGGAAAUCAAUUGAGAAAUGUAAAUUCUGUCAAAUUGCCAGUAUUAUCUUUGGAGGUUUUAAACGUACGUCAAUGUAACCUUCGUUUGAUAUCACCAUUUUUGGUUUCAAUGCUUGAGGAGAAGAAUCAGAACGCAAAUCUAAGAGUAGAGGCUACAGGAAACUUGAAUGUGAAUAUUAUUGAUGUGAGGAAAGUAUUGAAAGCAAUCAAAGGACUCUCAUUAGAGCUCAACAGACUCAAUGAUUCUCUAUUGAAAAUAUCUAAUCAUUCUUAUCGUUUGGAAGCUGUAUAUCGUGAUUUUGAUCCUUAUUUCGAAAAAUCCAAAUCUUCAGAAAAUGAAGAGGUAGUCUCCGAUUAUGAUUCAGACGAUCUUUACAAUGGAAGUGUGUUUUAUCUGGAUGAGGAAUAUAGUGAUGAUGAGGAUGAUAAUAACAAGAGGAAAAAAAACUAA
Molecule: messenger RNA, 2079 nt
Organism: Candida albicans SC5314
Lineage: Eukaryota; Fungi; Ascomycota; Pichiomycetes; Serinales; Debaryomycetaceae
Exons: 1
Coding region: 1-2079 (692 amino acids)
Source: RefSeq, a predicted model, not a curated record